UAUAGGCCGAAGGGCUCCCUCCGGGUUUGUAACAAAGGAAAAGCGUUAGUUUGUAUUUGGCAGUCGAAUACUCGACACCGCGUUUCUGCUGGGAACCCCGCUGGAGUCCUUGUGCGUAUUUCGCGUGAGUUUUAUUGUGAAAAGUGCGAUUUUUUUUAUUUUUUAUUAGGAUUGAUUGCAAUUGAGAUAAGUACAAACGUUAAAAUACUUAAAUAUUUAUGUUCGACUUAUUUAUUACUCGGAUUUUUUUACUCCGAUUUUUAUUUUUCUUUGACUUUACUGCUUCAAAAUUUGUGCGCAGAUGGCGUAUUACCUUUGGCAAAACCAGGUUUCCUCGUACGCUGAUCCUUGUGAGGAAACAGAAAACUUUGGUGACGAUUCCUCAGAGUCCGAGGAAGAUAUUCUGUCGGAAGAGUCGCAUAACAGUGACUAUGAGACAUCGACUAACUCAGAAAUCGAUGACGACGAACAAGAAAAUGCGACGCACAACAGACGCAUUCUACAGCCACGUGCUCGAGGUCGACCAACGACCAUUUUGAAGGGGAGAAAUGGGUUCAAGUGGCAUACUAGAUCGGGAUCACGACAUUCAGAUCGAAAUUCCGCUGCCGAGUUAAUCACACCUGCGCCUCAACAUGAAGCUUCCAAUGUACAAAAAAUUGAAGAGCUCUGGAAACUUCUUUUUAACGAUGAAAUGUUGAAAAUAAUCGUAGACUGUACAAAUGAAAAAAUUGAAGAAGUUUGCCUGACGAUGAUUCGCGACAAUAAACGGCCACGAACAUGCUACCGUCACUAUACCAACGUAGCUGAAAUUUCAGCAUUCAUCGGACUUCUAUAUUAUUCCGGACGGUGGAAAUCCAACAACGUACCCACUGCACAUCUGUGGGACAAGAUAAACGGCACCACGUUCUAUCGCUGCGUUAUGUCCAGACCACGAUUCACUUUCAUUGCACAAUGUCUACGUUUCGAUGUAAAAGCAUCUCGAGAGCCGAACGACAGGUUAGCUCCGAUACGCAAACUUUGGGACUUGUUCAUUGGCAAUUGUAGUCGUUACUACAAGCCAAGCAAAUAUUGCACUGUGGGCAAACAAUUUCUGAGCUUCCAGGGAAAAUGUCCGUUCCGUAUGUUUAUAAAAUCCAAGCCUGACAAAUGUGGGAUAAAAAUAAUCACGCUAAAUGAUGCCCGAACCUCGUAUCUGAUCCAUGGCGUUCCUUACCUUGGGAAAAUUGGAAACAGUCCGACUAAAACAGCGGAAGACUUUUUUGCAGAGGUCACUAAACCAAUUCAUGGAACGAGACGAUCGGUCACAUGUGAUGAUUCGUUUACGUCCAUACCACUGCUGAUAAAUAUGUUGAAAGCACCAUACAGUAUGGAAAUCACUGGUACCAUUCGGAAAAAUAAAAGAGAAAUCCCAGCUGAAUUUUUGCUCGUCGACAAAAAACCACCCUCCACGAAGUUCGCUUUCACGUCAGAUUUGACACUGCUGUCUUUUUCUCCGAAAAAAUAUAAAGUCGUCGUGCUGGCGUCCUCGCAUUUACGAACAACUAAUAUAACUGGUAGGAAGUCUGAUAUCGUGCACCAUUAUAAUAUCACUAAAGUUGGAACAGAUACUUUCGAUCAGUUAUGUAAUUCGUACACGACAGCAAGAGUCACACGGAGAUGGCCACUCCGUUUUUUUUUCGGAAUGCUGGAUCAAGCCAUAGUGAAUGCACGCAUUUUACAUAAGUGCAGUGCCAUAAACCGUGGGGAGGACCAUGAGAUUAUGUCGCCAAGCAAAUGUUUGGAUGAAAUCAUUCAAUAUCUUGUUCGACCAUACCUACAAGAGCGAUUAGAAACUCUAUCAUUGCGUCUUAAUAUAAAAUUUGCAAUUGGUGGAAUUCUCAGAAGGGAACACCAAAUGGCAGCAUCAGAAGGAAUAAGACACUUGGAUAAAAAAAUUCGCUGUAGACUAUGCCCACGGAGUAGAGACCGGAAAACGAGACAAAUGUGCCCCUCUUGUCACAGGCCCAUGUGCGAUGAGCACAGAAUACUAUUAUGCCUCGAAUGCGGGGGUAUGAAAUGAAUGUUGAAUUGAAGAUAGGAAUGCAUGUGCAUUCG
Messenger RNA from Venturia canescens, 2094 nucleotides. RefSeq lists its product as uncharacterized. The transcript has 3 exons. The record is from RefSeq and is a predicted model, not a curated record. Bases 302 to 2059 code for a protein of 585 amino acids. NCBI's taxonomy places the organism in Eukaryota, Metazoa, Arthropoda, Insecta, Hymenoptera, Ichneumonidae.